UGUAGUUCGCCUCUCCUUUCGCGGAAAGACACAAUUUCGCAGUGCAAACGCUUACCAGCAUAAUUUCCAAUCUGCUCACCCUGUGGCGCCACCAAAAAGUUUGAUAAUCGCUGUUAUUUUUGUUUUGGCUCCAUUACCGCAAUCCAAAGCCAAGCCAAGCAAACUGCCGAUCUGAUCCCCGGCCAUUGCCAAACUUCUUUGUCCGUCCACUACGUAUUUCACUCGCCGUGUGUUCCCUGUUCCAACCAAUCUGCAUAUGAAAUGAUUACCCACGCGUACGUACGAUACGUGGAUGAUAGUACCCACGCAAUUGUGCCCAUCUCGAGCAUCAAAGAUUUUCAUCCGAGUGGGCCCACCGACUUCAGCGACAAAACGAAGUACUACGUAAGAUGGCAUGCUGGCGACAGUGAAUUCUACAGAGCCCGGAUACUUCUGUUGGGAGCUAGGUUCUCUGAAGAGGAUGUCACGGUGAAACUAAAGAACGGGAGACUACGUGUCCGUAAAGUCAUCGAGAGCUCCGACUACUCUGAAGAGGAUUCACUGACCACCGAGAAGGAGAAUGUCAAGGCGCAGAAGAAACACAUGAAAGAGAGACAAGCCACAUCAACGAAGGCGGACUUGAUGCGGAUACUUGAGCUGAAGAAAAAACAAGCGACUGCAAAAAAGCCAGAGGCCAAGGGGGACCUCGAAGAGCUGCAAGCCAAGUAUGACAGGGCGCAAAGGCAUAUCACACGGUUGGAGAGGGAGCUCAGCCAAGUUAGGCAGCUCAACAUUAAUCUGCAAGAGAUUGUAAUAAAGAAAGUGCAAUCUUUAAAAGAUGAAGAAAAAAAUGUCAGUGCCAAAAAAAUGAGCGUGCUGCAUUUGGCUUUGACGCUGCAACUGGCCCUGCCCCGGUGGGUGCCCUCCCUGCCCCCGCUGUUCGUGCCCCUGCCCUGCCAGCUGCCUGUGCCCAUGUCCUGGCUGCUCCUGUCCCUAUGGCCCUGGCUGCUCCUGUCCCUGCGGCCCUGGCUGCUCCUGUCCACGCGGCCCUGGCUGCUCCUGUCCCCGCGGCCCUGGCUGCUCCUGUCCCCGCCGCCCUGGCUGCUCCUGUCCCCGCGGCCCUGGCUGCUCCUGCCCCUGCAGCCCUGGCUGCUGCCCCUGAACUUGCCGCACUGCCAAUUGCAGACCGUGCUGAACGGGACGCUCGCUUGGCAGAAAAUGAUGGUCAUAUGGUGGACAUCGGAAACGGUGUUCUUGUGGACCAGGCAUCGUUGCUUCUGGCACAAGGGAAAAGAGAUGCCUUGUUUGUGAAGGACCUGGCUGUGGCUGUCUUCGG
Molecule: messenger RNA, 1315 nt
Organism: Ixodes scapularis (black-legged tick)
Lineage: Eukaryota; Metazoa; Arthropoda; Arachnida; Ixodida; Ixodidae
Exons: 5
Coding region: 262-1290 (342 amino acids)
Source: RefSeq, a predicted model, not a curated record